Messenger RNA from Strongylus vulgaris, 945 nucleotides. The record is from the annotation of a GenBank genome assembly. Lineage: Eukaryota; Metazoa; Nematoda; Chromadorea; Rhabditida; Strongylidae.
UCGAAUCUAAUCGAAUAUGGCCCAACGAAUCAGAGUGUGGUGAUAGGAACGAAUAUUGUGAUACCAUGCGAAGUUAGCGCAGACUAUGAAGCCAGCGCAAAUGUGAUGUGGUAUAUGAAUGAUGAGCUGAUACCGUCAACUGGAAAUCCAAGCCUACGUUUGACUAACAAGAAGGGUGGACUAUUAAUACAACAAGUAGGCCCUGAUAAUAUUGGAGAGUAUCGAUGUACAGUCUCAGUGGAUGGACGAGAAGAGAGCGCAUCUGCAUUUCUGCGAAUUAUCGAACGACCGCAAAUGCCUACAUUUGUUCGUGCUGAACUCAUCAACAACACUCUUCCUGCGAAAAUCCGAAUUUCUUGGGUUGAGGGUUUUGACGGGAAUUCACCCAUCAUAAAGCAUUCUGUUGAAAUGCGUACAGUGGGACCUACUCAGCUGUGGAGCGAUUGGGAAGUUGUUGUGGACAAUGUCCCAACUGAAGAAUGCUGCUCUGUACUUGUUGAUAACCUCCGGCCAUCAGUGACUGCUGAGUUUCGCGUGAUUGCUUCAAAUCGUUAUGGAUCGGGAAAACCAUCUUUGCCAUCAGGUAAUGUCACGAUGCCGCAACAACCUCCAGCGGCUGCACCGCGCAACGUAGCAGCGUCGGCACGAUCAGCGAACAGCAUUAUAGUGCAAUGGCAACAGCCACAAGAAGAACAAUGGAGCGGGGAUAUAUUGGGAUAUAUCGUACGUUAUCGCCUUGCCGGCUACACUUUGCCAUGGAUAGAGAAGAAUGUGACAACGAAGGAUGCAAGGAAUACGGCCAUCGACCAGUUGAUCACGUGGAGGGAGUACGAAAUUCAAGUGGCAGCAUACAACCAUAGAGGUUUAGGAGUUUUCAGCAAGAGUAUUGAUGUAACCACUGCCGAAGGAGGUAAUUCUUUAUGCAAUAUUGGUACCCUGAUAUGA